Messenger RNA from Ficedula albicollis (Collared flycatcher), 2009 nucleotides. RefSeq names its product ubiquitin carboxyl-terminal hydrolase 42-like. The record is from RefSeq and is a predicted model, not a curated record. Gene Ontology annotation, cellular component: cytosol; nucleus. The coding region runs from base 378 to 2009 and encodes 543 amino acids. Gene Ontology annotation, biological process: regulation of apoptotic process; protein deubiquitination. The transcript has 13 exons. Lineage: Eukaryota; Metazoa; Chordata; Aves; Passeriformes; Muscicapidae. Gene Ontology annotation, molecular function: cysteine-type endopeptidase activity; cysteine-type deubiquitinase activity.
CUUUUGGACUGCCUGGCCAUUGGGAGAAGCUGGCUCUUCCCCUGCUGCUUGCAUGCCUGCCUUUCCCCAAGUGUUGUCUUUGGCAGCAGCCACAAGCACCAACAAAACACUUCUGACAGCUGAAGGUGAUCUUUCUGCAGGAGGUCCUGAUUUCCUUUGUCAUCCAAAGGCUUUUGCUCUGCACCUGAGAGGAGCAAUGGCUACAACAGGGAGUGACUCCUUUGAGUAACAUUUUCCCCAGCUGGCUUGGACUUUGUGAAUGACCACGGACCACGGACAUGGCCACUGCUCCAUCCCUCAAUGCUGAUGUGCUGACAGCCUGGAGUAAAUUCUGGGGCAUUCCCUGAGAGCAGCCAGACCCAGGUAAAUUCCUCCUGAUGUCCAAGCUGGACCUGCCCUGGGAGAGCUCCAGUCUCCAUAUCCCCUUGUCCUGUUGGUUGGUGCCUGGGAAAAGAGGCCACCCCCCACCUGGCUACCACCUCCUUUCAGUCCUUGGCGAGGGGAUGACUCCACCACGGAAGAGCCUUUUUACCCCGGAGAAGAUCUGCAUGGACUGGCGGCAGAAGCGCAGACCUGGAGCAGGACUGCACAACCUGGGCAGCACCUGCUACCUCAAUGUCAUCCUGCAGUGCCUGACCUACACAGCUCCCCUGGCCAACUACCUGCUCUCUCGGCAGCACAGCCGCUUCUGCCGCCGGCAGGGUUUCUGCAUGAUGUGCAUCAUGGAGGUGCACGUUCGGAAGGUCCUGUUCUCCUCAGCCACUGCCAUCCGCCCCAGGGCUGUCGUCAGGGACCUCAAGUUCAUAGGAGAAUUUCAGCCUGACUACCCAGGAGACGCCUACGAGUUCCUACGCUGCACUGUCAAUGCCAUGCAGAGAGCUUGUCUGAGUGGGAGCAGAGACUCGGACUCCUCUUCCGGAGAAACUACAAUCAUCCAUCAAAUAUUUGGGGGCUAUCUGAGAUCCAGAGUCACAUGCCUGAGCUGCAAAACAGUUUCUGAUUUCUUCAGGGCCUUCCGGGAUGUCCUUCUGAAAAUCAAGGGAGCUUUGUCCCUCACCACAGCUCUGGAGCACUUCAUGGCACCCAAGCAGACAGAAGGGAGAAAAUGCUUCAAAUGUAGGAAGUGCAAGAAGAAGGUUGCUGUCUCCAAGGUGGUCACAGUGCACCGUGCCCCCAGGAUCUUCACGGUGUGUCUGGGCAGGGCUGACGAUGGCACCAGCAGGAAGCUCAGCCAGGUUGUGGAGUACCCUGAGUGCUUGGAUCUUCGGCCAUACAUGUCUGACCCCGACAGAGAGCCCCUCCUCUACUCCUUGUACGCUGUUGUGGUGCACAGUGGUCACACCUGCCUUGGAGGACACUUCUUCUGCUACAUAAAGGCCAGCGAUGGGCAGUGGUACAAGAUGAAUGAUGUGUCUGUGGAGAGCUGUGACCUCCACACAGCUCUGGGGCAGCAAGCCUAUUUGCUGUUCUAUGCCAGGUGCUUCAAUUCGCAAAGCAAAGAAAUGGCUUCUCCAACACUCCCUCCCUUCCUCAAUCAGGGGGAGUCCAGCAGCCAGGCAGGCUCUGCACAACCACAGGCUGUGCCUGGCAGGAUUAGGGUGCCAAAGAGCCGGAGGAGCAGUGCCAAGGAGAGGGAGAAAGACAAGGGGGACAAGGAGAGGAGCAGGUCCCCGCAGUGGGGCAAUGAACGCCACAGAUGUUUCAUCAACUCCAACUACAGCAGCUCAGCAGGGAGGAGGAGGAAGAGAACGAGUCCUCCAGAUCAUGACAACACCCACAGGGAUGCCACAGGUCCAGGGCCCUCCAGCAGGAGCUUCCAGCAUGCUGCAGCACACAGGGCUGCUUGGGAACAGCCCCUGCCAGGAGAGAGACUGCAGAGCAAACCCUCACAGCUGGGCUGCAAUCUCUGCAGACAGCUCGUGAAGAUCAGGAACUACCACCAGGCACAAAGCAAGAGGAGGAAACUCUCAUUUGGAGCCUACAAGCAGAAGAGCCAAACCUAUAAUUAA